This is a messenger RNA of Arachis ipaensis, 868 nucleotides long. RefSeq lists its product as uncharacterized. Lineage: Eukaryota; Viridiplantae; Streptophyta; Magnoliopsida; Fabales; Fabaceae. The record is from RefSeq and is a predicted model, not a curated record. Gene Ontology annotation, molecular function: ATP hydrolysis activity; ATP binding. Gene Ontology annotation, cellular component: cytoplasm; mitochondrion.
AAUAGUACAAUAUCAUGCUUUGUUGUUGUUCCUUAAUCCCCAUUCUUACGAUGUAACUUGCUUUCAAGUUUUAUUCUAGUGUUUGUGCAUAUACGACAACUUGCUUACUCUCUCUCUCUCUCUCUCUCUCGGCUUUCAGUUGGGUGCAGCUGACUAUAUUGCAGUUGCUGAAAGCUAUCACACUGUUUUCAUAUCUGAUAUUCCAGUGAUGAGUAUGCGCAUCCGUGACAAGGCAAGGAGAUUUAUAACCCUAAUUGACGAGUUGUACAAUCAUCAUUGCUGCCUUUGUUGCUUGGCAUCCUCCUCAAUUGAUGAAUUAUUUCAAGGAACUGAGGAUGGCACACUUUUUGACUUGGAGAGUUUCCAGUUUGAAACAGAGACCGAAAAUGCUAAACUUCGCCGUGAUGUCUUAGCAGAAGGCAAUGUGGGCUCAGGAGGUACUCCUGUUGGUAUCACAUCCAUAUUAUCCGGUCAAGAAGAGAUAUUUGCUUUUCAUAGAGCUGUUUCGCGCCUUGUAGAAAUGCAAACGCCAUUGUACUUGGAUGGAGUUCGCGAUGUGCACCCUUAUUUUCAGAGGCAACCUAGGAGAUCUCAAAAAUCUAGUGGCAGCUUACUCUCUGAGGCAUCAAUCUGAAAAUAAGAUUUUCAUUCUAUUUGUACCAAAAUAACUGUUUUCCAACGGCCUAAACUCUGCUUGUUAUUCCAAACAAGCAAAAGUAGGUGAGUGAUCUAGUUAGUGUGAUAAUAAUGUUCAUUCUUUAUUCCUUACAGCUAUAGGUUCUAAAUAAUGCAGCAAUGUAUAUGAUAAAUAUGUACUUUGAAAAGUCCAAAAUGUGCAAGUAAUGCUGAAGGAUAUUGAAUAUCAUCC